AUGGCGGAGCACGAUGAUAUAACAUCUAUGGGCUGGGCCGGCAUCCUGGCAGGUGGCGUGCUUGCUGCGGCAGCUCUUGGGCUUUACCAAGAGGGGAAGUAUCAGAAGAAGGAAUUCCAGCUCCUCCAAUCAUUGGCGAUUACUGGCGUGGGCGAGGCAUGCGCCGCAGCCCAACGAGAUGGCAAGAUGCGGAAUGUGCAACUCAGCGGGGAAAGCUACACCGAUGAGCCGUUGACCAGCCAGGCUGGGGCCCCCGCAUUGGCAGUGCUGAGAAGAAAGUUGGUAAAGUCGGAGGAAUAUGAAUGGCGGAAAGGAAGCAAGAUCUACGAAAGGAGAGAGGUCACCGAUCAGCACGGUCAGAAGCAUGUGAAAGAAGUGGAUACGGGCCGUCGAGAGCAAGGCGAAUGGAUCCCACAGGUGCGCUUCCGCGAGGUGGAGAAGAACACGCUGAUUGCUCCCACUGGUGUUUGUUUUCGGCAGCUUGGGGCGGUUCAAUCGAAUUGGCAACUUUCUGCCACGCCCCAAAUAUGCUUGAAUCUCGCGAACUUCGACGUGAACCGGCUUCUGCAAUGUCAGCCGGAAACGACAACUUUCGAGUCGCAGGAGAUGGUGCAAGGAGGGGUCAGUGUCAAUGUCAACGUCAACAAUGACUCUAACAGUCGACCGCCACGACCUGCCAAUCGUGUCCUUGGGGUCGAGACUAGGGAACGUUUUCUUCCUGUGGGCCAAGAAGUCCAUGCCUUGGGCGAUGUGGUUUGGCGCUACAGAGCUUCCAUCAAGGGCAUGCAGGGUGGUGGAGGAAGCCUGGCCGUGUUGCAGCCCAGCCAGGUUGGGCCGUUUGGCUUUGCUUAUGGCUCCCGGGACGAUAUUCUGUUGAGGAAGGCUGCAUCGCUUAGGGAGUCGAGCAACGGUGCAAUGAUCUGUGGUGGAUUGGGUAUUUGCAGCAUGGCUUUCGGAACCAUAGCGUUGCUUAGUGCAAGCAGCUAA
Messenger RNA from Symbiodinium sp. CCMP2592, 987 nucleotides. The record is from the annotation of a GenBank genome assembly. Lineage: Eukaryota; Dinophyceae; Suessiales; Symbiodiniaceae.